UUCAUAAACAUUAGUCUCAACAGCGGUAUUGUCCUGGCAUCUUGAUUCAUUGUUUAAAAUGGCACGAGUACUUAUUAUUUUGUGUUGCGUUGUUGGAGCAAUUAUUGCUGAGGAAUACAGCAGUAAAUAUGAUAAUAUUAAUGUACAAGAGAUCAUUGACAACAAGAGGCUAUUGGAGUCCUACGCACACUGUGUACUGGAUAAAGGAAAAUGCACUCCUGAAGGAAAGGAGCUUAAAGAGCAUAUUAUAGAUGCGUUGGAAACGGGCUGCUCAAAAUGUACUGAAAAACAGAAGAGUGGUACUGAGUUGGUUAUUACUCAUUUAGUGAACAAUGAGAGAGCAAUCUGGGAGGAGGCAUGCGCGAAAUAUGACCCCGAAGGGAAAUACAAAGCGAAGUAUGAGGAUCUGGCGAAAGAAAAGGGAUUGAAAAUAUAAUAGUAGCAAAUUCACUAUGUGUUUCUGACCAAUAAUUGAUUUUCUUAGAAUGAUUCGAUUGGCAAUUUAUAAAUAUAUUUUUUGUUAUGAGCAUUUAAAA
Leptidea sinapis is the source of this 536-nucleotide messenger RNA. RefSeq names its product allergen Tha p 1-like (gene CSP4). The record is from RefSeq and is a predicted model, not a curated record. NCBI's taxonomy places the organism in Eukaryota, Metazoa, Arthropoda, Insecta, Lepidoptera, Pieridae. The coding region runs from base 59 to 436 and encodes 125 amino acids. The transcript has 2 exons.